GCCAAACGAUUUUUCAUUUUUACACUAUCUGUAAAGGUCGCUUAAUUUCGUUCAUUGUUCCUGUGCACGUCCAUCGCGAGAGCAACAGCGGAGACACAUAUUUUUUUGAACACCGUCCGCGUCUCAACACACGGUUUACCAUGUCUCGACUAUUUGCGCAACUGAAAAAGUCCAACGCUGCAGUCAGAAUGGUCAUGCGUUCCAAAUCUGACGGUCACCAUGUGACGUAUAAACCCUUGACUAUGGACGAUAUGCCGGUUCCCACCGUGCCAUGGAAAGAGUACCACAGCAAAACCAACGCCAAAUACAAUCUCAUUUUGGCCGGAGGAUUAGUUGCUUUAACUGGAUCCAUUUACGUUUUGCAGGAAAAUUGUUUCUUCAAUGCUUUCGCGCCUCCAUACCCUUUUGAAGAUGAACAGAAUUAAACUAAUAUAAGUUAAUAUUAUAUAUAUAUAUUAAAAAUGUAUUUUUUUUUUUUUUUUGUGUAGUAACCAAUUGUAUUUUAUUCAAAGGUAUUAAGUCAGAAAUUUGAAUAUCCAGAAUAAAUAAUUUGAUAGAUACUUAA
Messenger RNA from Sipha flava (yellow sugarcane aphid), 565 nucleotides. RefSeq lists its product as uncharacterized. Lineage: Eukaryota; Metazoa; Arthropoda; Insecta; Hemiptera; Aphididae. The record is from RefSeq and is a predicted model, not a curated record. The transcript is spliced from 3 exons. The coding region runs from base 141 to 425 and encodes 94 amino acids.